AUGGCAAGCACAAUGAUCACAACGCACUACGCUCACGCACCGCAACAAAGCGUCCAAUAUGGCUACAUGCCACCACCCUCGCCGCCCAUGGAUGAAUCCGCCAAGUGCUCGCUGCCUUCCAUCUCGAACCUUCUAGGUGUGGCGGAUCAAGGGUCACCCACUUCGGAAGCCUCUUUCCAGCAGCAGCAGCUACAACAACAGCAGCAACGGCAGCAGCAGCAGCAGCAACAGCAACAGCAAUGUAUGAGCAGUUCGUGGUGGAUGACGGGAUAUGGAGAUACUGACCCGGCCCCAGCACAAACAACCAAGCCCGAGACUCGGCCUAGCUCUUCACACUAUGGAAACCCUGUGAUGAGGGCGGGUCUUCCGCCCAGCCCGCCCAUGUCAUCGGAUGCGUCUUUUGAGGGAUUCAACUCGCCGUCGACACGCUCCGUGAGCCAGGUCCCAAAUGGGUCGAACUACUACUUUGAGGCGACACCACCACUUCAGUUGGAGGCAGAUGCACGGCAACUAUCGACUGCGGCUACGAUUCCACGGGCUUCGGUCCAGUCUUCGACUACCUAUCAACCCCAAUUCGCGGGGUCGGCGUACAUUAGCCAGUCGGCCAUCCCCUCGUACUAUCCUCCAAUCCAAGCAGCGGCUCCCCCGCAGACGCAGAUGUCGGGACUCUAUUACCAACGGCCCCUUCCUCAGUCUUUCCCCCCGAUGCCAAUGCCAAUCCCUCUGGGUUCCAACGCGGGCAACCCCUGGCAACACCACCACUACAUCGCCCCCUCAGCGUCGGCGUCGUUCCCCCAGAGCCAGGAUCGGUACAUCUGCCAGACCUGCAACAAGGCAUUCUCGCGUCCCAGCUCCCUCCGCAUUCACAGCCAUUCUCACACGGGUGAAAAGCCAUUCAAGUGCCCAUUCCCAGGUUGCGGAAAGGCCUUUAGCGUCCGGAGCAACAUGAAGCGCCACGAGCGCGGCUGCCACAACUACGACUGCAGCAGUUCUACCUCCAACAGCAACACAACACUGGCGGGAGGCGUCCCUGAGCCGGAUCCGCGACCUGUACCCGUAUAA
Dichotomopilus funicola is the source of this 1062-nucleotide messenger RNA. RefSeq lists its product as uncharacterized. NCBI's taxonomy places the organism in Eukaryota, Fungi, Ascomycota, Sordariomycetes, Sordariales, Chaetomiaceae. Gene Ontology annotation, molecular function: RNA polymerase II cis-regulatory region sequence-specific DNA binding; DNA-binding transcription factor activity, RNA polymerase II-specific. Gene Ontology annotation, biological process: regulation of transcription by RNA polymerase II. Bases 1 to 1062 code for a protein of 353 amino acids. The transcript has 2 exons. Gene Ontology annotation, cellular component: nucleus. The record is from RefSeq and is a predicted model, not a curated record.